GAGCCACCCUGCCAUAUCUACGUUUACAGUCGAUUUAGUCAAGCGUCACCUGAAAAUCCCGCUGAUUUACGGAUGUGUAUAUAUAUCCCAUCUACAUUAUAUCCGUAUCCCUAUCUAUUCCUAUCUAUUGAUGGGGGCACGCCCCAAAACCCCCAGAGCUCGCCGCGCUCGAAGAUAGGUUGUAUAUCUUUCCCGCCUUUCCACAUCAUAGUCUGCCUCCACGGCAGUGGCCCCCAGAGGGCCAGCGGAGCGUCAUCUGAUCAAUCGACGGUAGCAAGCUUUCCUGAGAUAUUUCCAUCCCCAACACCUUCAACCUCCUCCCCUCCGCCUCCUCCUCCAGAUCACAUAUCCAGAACACCAGGCCUACAUUGAAAGUGUAAAUCGUGCAGUGGCUGGUCAUCUGGUGGAUGGUGCGGCAGGUCCAUGUAAGUUGUCAUUGGCUCACACUCCGCUCUAUAUAAAAGAAAAAAAGAGGAGAGAAGAACCAAUUGCGUUUAGCAGCCAUCAAAUAUUAACAAGGAAAUAUGGACAUGAUAUUCUCAUUGGCCAGUAAUUCCCCAUUAGUCACUCCAAAGCAUACUUUCGCUCUUCACAUUUUCCGAACGGAAUUUGGCCUAUGCCUACCUAUAUGCCUAACCACAAUAUUCAUUAGGGAAUUUGGCGGGGACGAAAGGGCAGCUUUGAAUUUAGUAAAUUAUUUCCUUUCGCUCUUCCUCACUCCUCACUCUCUUCACACCCGCAGUCAUGAUUACACCAGGAAACUUUACCCACCUUCCUAUUUAUCAGAUCGCAUAUCUUCGGGUUCCAAUUUGGUUCUCUAAGCUCUAAUCGACACUCAAUCGUUUUCCCAAACUCACUUUGCCGUCCUUUUCAUUUCGGUUUGCUCUUGGGUUUGGCUUGGGAAGACUGGAAUUAAAAGCUUCUCAACGGAGCAGGAGGAGCACUUCAAUUACGAUCUCAAUUCACACAUUACACAUUACACAUUACAUACACUCUCGAGAUUUACCAGAAUAUUAAUCCAUUUCGCACACACGCCAUCUCGAAUUCGAUAUUACCUUUGUACUAUUAUAAUCAUUGGGAAUGGAUACUACUAGGCGUUCGUCAAGGGCCGCUCGAGGCAGUCAACCUUCUCAAACUAAUUCACACCAUUCUUCAGCUUCUUCGAAUUCUUCUAGUCGCGCAGAGAGAUCUACUCGCUCAAAUAAUAAAGUCGAAUCUCCACGAAAGUCGACUCCAGCUGCCUCACUUUCCUCGGACUCUCCUGACGACCCAAUCACGGCCGAAGAUAGUUCCUCGACACGUCGAAAGCGAGGUCGAGUUGAUGGAGGUGACAAGAUACAAAAAGGACAAUUAGUUGAUGAAGACACAGUCAUUGGUGCAGACGAGGGAGGCGAUGACGAUGAAGCUGUUCGAUGCAUCUGCGGCUACGAUGAAUAUCCUGGACCGCCACAGCUCGAGGACGACGAUAACAAGAAUAAUAUAAAAGAUGGAAUUGAGGAGCCAGUCAUAACAGCAGCGGAUUUUACAGAAGAUUUGGCUGGAUUUUUCUUGCAAUGCGACGUUUGCAAAGUCUGGCAACACGGCGGAUGCGUUGGAAUCGUGAACGAAGAUACGAGUCCCGAAGAAUACUUUUGCGAACAAUGCCGUAAAGAACUUCACAGAAUUCGUUCGGCGUCAAAUGGGCAACGCUACUCUUUAUACCUACCCCUUCACCCGAAUCUUUCCAGAACAACCUCUCGAGCGGCUUCAUUUUCCAAAGAUGGCACAAGAUCACCAAAAGGUGGCAAGAAUGGUCGACCCAGCUCCAGCUCUGCAAGCACAAAGAGGCGCUCAACCAUGAAUAGUAGAGAUGCUGCGUACUUUGAAGCCGCCGAAGAAGAAGCACUCCGAAAAGCCAUAGCGGCUAGUGUCGCAGAUAUCCCAGAAAGUAUUGAUGGCCGGAGUCGCAAAGCAAAAAGAAGUCGGAGUGACAGCGAAGAUAGCAAACACGACGGACCCAAAAGACAACGGACGGACUCGGCUUCUCCUACUCCUGAAGAUGAUGAGAAACCACAAGAGGCACCACACUCGCAAGCAGAAUCCGAAGACAGCACAAUCGUGGGGAAUGGUCGAUUCGGGGCAGCUAAGAAGAUAAGGGGAGCAGCAGCUAAAAACCAUAGAGAAAAGGAAUUGAGGGAGGAACGAGAAAGGUCGAGGCUGGAAGCCGCAAAUAAAAGAAAAGGUCGAGCCGAACGGCGAAGAAUUGAAGAUUCAGAGCCUAUUGAAGAGACCCCGCCGGCAAUAAAACCUCCAAGUAAGAACCCCGAGGUAUCCGCACAACCUCCAGAUCCACCUCCAGUGUCACAAACGAUAGCGCCAGAUACACCUCCUCCAGUUCUGCCGCCAGUUUCGCAUAAGAAGGGUGGCAGACCUCCCAAUCCUCGAAAGGGUAAAUCGGGCAAGAAUCAAUACACUAGGGAAAAGGACGAUAACAAUGUUCAAUCUCCAAAUCGAUCUCAAUCUCGAGAUAUUCCACGUACAGACGAUAAUGUACAGACAAUUACUAGUAGAGCUUCACACAAUGAGAGCAAGACUAGUAAGGCAAAGAACAGCGUAGGAAGCAAAGUUAGUAUGGCUGAGAUGAGGAAACGUGCUACAAAUAUCCUCGAUUUCAUAUCACGGACUCAAAUUGAAUUGGCUGCAGACCCGUCAAUACUUCCAAGUGGCAGUGGAGUAGAGAAAUCUAUUCGGGGGCUGGUCGAAGAAACUCUCCCUAUGAUACAACUUAAUGGCGCAAAUGGAAAACAGGUGGCUCGAGGCGAAAGUGAAUCACCAAAGGAAUUUAAGGAUUUAACGUGUCUGGAAAUGAUGGACAUUCUUACUAGGCAAUUAGUCAAAUGGCAAAAGGAGUAUGCAUGAAAUCUGGCGGGUCAACGAAUGUGGGUUUUUAUAUUACUGGUUUUGGGGUUGGAGUUUGUAUGUAUAUCAUGGGUUUCGAAUGGCUACACGGCGCCUAGAGGCAUAUUGAUUCUAUACCCUACUUCAUGGCUACGUUAGUUAAUGGCAUUGACAUAUUCUCA
This is a messenger RNA of Botrytis cinerea B05.10, 3059 nucleotides long. It is a transcript of the gene Bccti6, whose product is annotated as Bccti6. Gene Ontology annotation, biological process: negative regulation of silent mating-type cassette heterochromatin formation; negative regulation of rDNA heterochromatin formation. Bases 1081 to 2898 code for a protein of 605 amino acids. Lineage: Eukaryota; Fungi; Ascomycota; Leotiomycetes; Helotiales; Sclerotiniaceae. Gene Ontology annotation, cellular component: Rpd3L complex; Rpd3L-Expanded complex. The transcript is spliced from 4 exons. The record is from RefSeq and is a predicted model, not a curated record.